This is a messenger RNA of Bactrocera latifrons, 746 nucleotides long. RefSeq lists its product as uncharacterized. The record is from RefSeq and is a predicted model, not a curated record. The transcript has 3 exons. NCBI's taxonomy places the organism in Eukaryota, Metazoa, Arthropoda, Insecta, Diptera, Tephritidae. Bases 24 to 488 code for a protein of 154 amino acids.
CAGACCAUAGAUCGGCCGGGAAAAUGCUUACCGAUUCCCAAUCGAAUUUAUGCGAAGAUACUAGAGAAACAAACCACCAAGCUAUAUUGGUCGCUACAGGUGUUGUGAAUGCCAUAGAAUCUCUUGCAGCCUCAGACUGUGCAAAAUCAACCGAUUUUCGUGGGGACGUAUCAUUUCAACGAAAGCAACAUAUGCGUUCAAGGUCAAUACAAAAGGAGUGUUACUUAAAUAAUACUGAAGUUAAGAUCGACUCAACGUUAAAGGCCAUUAUUCCUCGUUGCUGGUCGGAUCCUGUUAUGUGCACGGUACUGCGUAAAGACUUAAAACCUCCAAUUAUACAUCAGGCUGCGUUUGAUAACACAAUAUACAAAUCGAGUUGGAGGCUUUGGCACAGGCAGUUCAGUACUACGUGGGAUGCGUAUGUUAGCCGAAGACAAGUUUGGACACUACGUAGUGUGUUUGGACUUGGUUGUAGUCCCAUUUUUUGAAUCAAACGAAAAUUAGCAUUUUUAGCAUGGUUCCGUGGUUCGUUCCAAUUCCAACAGCAUAUGUCUGGUUCUUGUUUAACCGAUCCCGAUAUUAGUUUCACAUACGUCACACAACAUUAAUGUGUAACCCAGGAUUUAUCAUGAUUCUUGACAGGAAAUCCAUUAUGAAGUAAAUAAUACUGUACAAUUAAUGACUUAAAAUUACUAAGCUGAGAUUUAAAAGUUAAUUCUGUAGUAUAUGAAAAUAAAUUAGUCGAA